Messenger RNA from Triticum aestivum (bread wheat), 1555 nucleotides. RefSeq lists its product as uncharacterized. Lineage: Eukaryota; Viridiplantae; Streptophyta; Magnoliopsida; Poales; Poaceae. The record is from RefSeq and is a predicted model, not a curated record. Bases 216 to 746 code for a protein of 176 amino acids. The transcript has 2 exons.
CACACCCACCCCGACCACCGGCCAACCGUCCCACCACCUUCCUCCUUCGUCGGACCUGGCUGGCCCCAACCUCUUCCUUCCUUGCGCCGCCUCAUGAAUCCAGUGCUUCCUACCUCACCGGCAAGUCGCCCACCGUGGAACCCCACUGCUCGAUCCCGUCGCCGGCUUAUGAGGAGGACUGUAUCUGGCCGCCCUUCUCCCUCCCCUCCCCUUUCAUGGAUCCACCUCGUAGAAAAAGACCCGCCGUCCAUUCCCAUGGCCACAAACCUCCCCCCUUCCUGUCUCCAAGCAGACGGCCCAGCCAGAUCCAGCCGUGGUGCGCCAAGCAGGCGGCCGUGCUCCACUUUCCCAUCUCCAUGCCCGUUGAAAAAAUUGGGUUCGAGCCCUCAUGCAGUUGGUGCCUUCUCGUGGAUCUGGAUCAAAUCUCGCUCCAACUGCGGCCAUCUGGUUGUGCAACGGUUAGUACCACCGGCGACGAGGAGCGCGGCUCCCUCCAAGCUCCCCUCCUCCUUCUGUGCGGUACAAAGAGGAGUGCGGUGCUCCAUCUCCACCAUGCGGGCUCCUCCUGCGAUGGGAAGUUGGGUAUCUGCCCCGGCGACCACUCCCAAGCCGCCACGAUUGGCCCCGAUGGCGCGGCCACCCUCUACCAUGCCCCUUCUCCACUUCUCCUUCUCCUUCCCCGUGGUGCACGAGAAGAACCCCUGACGGUCCCAGCUUGGAGCGAGCGGGCAUGCAACUCAGAGUGAGCGAGCAGACAUGAUUCAGUCGCUGGGGACGGGAUUCGACCACCGGGGAUGGGAUUCUGUGGAGGCAUGACUCCCGCAUCACAGAAAAAUCAAACGAUAGAGGGCCACGAGCUUCACCCCUAGCCCUGCACGGGACGACGAUGAUGGCCCGAGGAUGAAGACGCCGACAGCAUGGCGUGCAGCUCGUCGCGGCUCAAAUUGUAGCUCGGUAUGCCGAGGCUUGCAGUCCGCUCGCUUGGGUGCACCGUUCUUCAUGCAUAUCGCCAUGUGUGGUCCCCCUCCUUUCUUACAGUCGUGCACUCCGGCGAUCAGAGUCGUGCAUUCUGUGACCGCGGCUGUGCAGCUCGGUCAAGUGCGCAAUGAAGUUCCAUGCACGUGAUGUUCGACGAACGCAAGUGCACUGCAGCUCCUGAUGGUGGACUGCGGAAGGUGCAGUGUGGCUGACGCACUCUUGAAGUUCAGAUUUUUCUUUUUGUUCUUUUUCAGAUUCCGAUUCGGCACAAACACUGCAGUUUGCCUGGGUCGUCUGUGAAGUGCGACUGGGUGUCUAAUGCUGUUUUUUUUGUUGAUUUUUUAGGUUUCCAAAGACAUCUGUGGUUCGCACUAAAAAAAUUCACGUUGGACCACUUGUUUGUAGGAGCAAUUACUUCAACCGCGUGUGGUUAUUAGAUUUUUGGGUAGAGGGAAUAUCUAUGCAGUAUUGCAGUUCAUUGUAAAGUUUUGUCUUUGGAAACUUCCCUUUGUAAAGAGAAAUUUGUAAGGCACCCAUUUACUUCAGUAAAGUUUUGUCCGAUGCAGUUUGGAACACA